Molecule: messenger RNA, 1017 nt
Organism: Hirsutella rhossiliensis
Lineage: Eukaryota; Fungi; Ascomycota; Sordariomycetes; Hypocreales; Ophiocordycipitaceae
Product: tyrosinase
Exons: 4
Coding region: 1-1017 (338 amino acids)
Molecular function (GO): oxidoreductase activity
Source: RefSeq, a predicted model, not a curated record
AUGGGCAUGUUCAACAGAGUGCUCUCCUUUCUGCCUGGACGCCAACAAGGAGCCAAAUACGAUGCUUUAGGGGACGAGGAGUCGAGUCCCCGAGGCAGCAGCGUUGAACCAGGCCCUGGAAAUCACACCUCAGCCACGAAAGAAACACAACGCUUCCACGAGACCUUUCUAACGCGGAAACUGUCACUCGGCCCCAUUCCUCUAGCUGCAUUUUGUCUCUUGCUCCUAAGUCUGGGCUUCCUUGCCGGCGAGUUCCUCCAAGACAAUGGUCUUAUUGCCAAGAUACAGCAUGAGAAAGAGCACCGUGACAGCCACUGCGAGAACCCACAGAAGCGAGUUGAAUGGCGAAGUCUAAGUGCCGCAGACAAGGACGAGUACAUUCGUGCCGUACAAUGUUUGUCAGCCAGACCAUCCAAGACUCGAAGUCAUGGCAAUCUAUACGACGACUUUCCGUUUGUUCGCGCAUACCUUGGCCGUCAUACCACUGGUGCCGCAUCUUUUCUGCCUUGGAACCGAUACUUUCUUCAUGUUUAUCAACAAAUGCUGAGAAACGAGUGCGGAUAUAAUGGCAGCUUGAUGUAUUGGGACUGGACAGUCGACUGGGAGUCUAUGGCCUCAUCGGACGUCUUCUCCGCAACUGUCGGCUUUGGAGGCAACGGCAAUGCAUCGUCGAAACAGGGCGUCGAUGAAGCAUUCUGUGUCACAGAUGGCCCGUUUGCCAACCUCACCCUGACAUUCGCUUCCUCAUCAUUCGUCGACCCAAAGAUCCACUGUCUUUCGCGUCGCUUCCAUGACGGCCAAAUAGAAGGCAGAAUUGCAGGCGACCAGGCAAAGCCGGCCGUCAUUGAGCAAAUUUUGGGCCAAGAGGACUAUGACAGGUUUCUAGUCCAGUUGCAGUCCGGCCCCAGUCAAUCAAUAAGCGCGAGCAUUGGUGGAGAUUUUUCUCAGUAUUCCGGGCCCAAUGAUCCGCUCUAUAUCUUGCAUCUCAGGUACAGCAGUCCUUUGCCCUCCUCCUAG